ACAGCGGCAGCGGCCCUGCGCUCAUCGGCGGGGUCUGCGCUACGAUCAGACAGCCGCGACGCCGAUGAAUCGUCAUUCCACAGAGUCGAUGCGCUGUAGCGCGCUGCAGCACAUUCUUGCCUCCUGCUGCCUCGACGGCGCACCGGUAUGAGGCCGAAACGCUCGACUUGAAAACUUCGAAAACGGAUAUGCCAUGGUUAUGUCGAGUCCCGCGGGCUUUUCCUGGCAGCAGUUGGUCGAAUAUCAGACGUCUGACACUGGGUUUCCAGGCAAUGCAUCCUUGGGUGUCCCAGGCCUGGAUGAGGAAUUUCAAAACAUCACGUUGGAAGAAGAGGUGCCAAGCUGGCCCCUACGGUGGUUUGGCGCCUUUGUGUGCGGCAUAGUAAUCCUGGUGACACUACUGGGUAACAUCCUGGUCCUCGUCGUCGUAUCCAGAUUCCGACGAAUGCGCUCAGUCACCAACAUUCUUCUGGCAAGCCUCGCUACAGCGGACAUUACAGUGGCACUGCUUGUUAUGCCUUUCCUAGUCGUGUACGACAUAGAGCGCGAAUGGCAUUUUGGCUCAAUCGCAUGCCACAUGUGGAUCUCUUGUGAUGUGAUGUGCUGCACGGCGUCAAUCUUACACUUGUGCUUCGUAGCCUUGGACCGUUUCUGGGCAAUCACGCGACCCCUGCGUUACCGAGCAUGCGUCUCCAAGCGUCGGCUGGGCUUCGCCAUUGCUUUCAUCUGGCUGUGUUCCGCUGCCAUCUCUUUCAUACCAGUUUUUAUGGGCUGGUACGGCGAUGGUACUGUAUCCCUCUUCGAAACAUCUACAGAGUGCACCUUGAAGGUCAACGGAACGUACGCUCUCAUUUCGUCAAUGACUUCCUUUUAUCUUCCACUCCCAGUGAUGUUUUACGUGUAUUUUCGAAUUCUACUUGUCGCUGAACGACAGGCCAGAGAUAUCAAAAUGCUUGAACGUUCGCUCCAAAACGGUGACCAGCGAGUGAGACGCAGCAUCCGCCGCCAAUCGCGCCAGAUUAUCAUCGACACGAAGGCCAUUCGAACACUUGGAAUCGUAAUGGGGGUUUUCUGCGUGUGCUGGUUGCCAUUUUUUCUCAUGUAUUUAAUCACGGCUUACUGUCCCGCCUGCGACAUCGCCUACGAGUACCGUAGUGGCAUCACCUGGCUAGGCUACUUCAAUUCAGCCUUCAACCCGUGUAUCUACGCCUUCCUCAACAAGGAGUUCAAGGAAGCUUUCCAACGCGUCCUCGGUUGCCGGAAGCCUCAAGAGCGAGAUUUCCCUACCAUGGAUGAACAUAGCUCCAGCCGCAGCAUGCAGCGUAUGGACCGGCUACACAUUGAGCCAGUGACACCUGACUGCAGGACGCCUAGCCUGACACCGGACUCAACAACGUGGCCCGCUGGAAUUAUCCAUACAUCGCACUGCUAUCUGCAAGUCAAAUCUCAACUUGCAGUGAACGACGGCGUCAAGGACGCCGUCUAGCAACUGUCAUUGGACUCAGAAGGUAACAUCCAACGGCUGCUCUUUCAUUUUGCAAGAACUUCCUAUUAGGUCGGUACCUACCCCCGUUGUCAUCCGAAGCCGUUGGGAAAGGUAUGGCAGAGUUGACGCUACGCUAUCUGCAGCCUGCUGAAGCAACUGGGAGAGAGGCUGAGCGCUUUGGCCGUGGUCAGUUUUCACUCCUGCUUGCUCCAGCAGGGCGCGUAUUCAUCUCACAAUGGGGCCCCUAGUGGCCGAGCAGUGUUUCUCAAGUGCUUAGCUCUGUCAGGGUUCCAGUAUGUCACAAUAUGUGUUGGGUAUGUUGGACGUCCUAACAGUCACGCCGUUCAGCCUCGCCAUGUUUUCACGUCGGUCAAGUCGUAUUGCACUCAGAAUUAAAAUAGCUCGUAUGUAAAUGAACCAGUUAAGUGGUUGCUGAAGCGUUACUUGCCGUAAAGAACUGUGCCAACUUUCGGAAGACAAGUCCUAAUAGAGACUGUGACAGCUGCACCUUUUGUAUGUCGGCCAGUUUAAGGUUCACCUACCGAAUUUAGACAUAUCAUCCAUUCUUCAAAGGCUGAAUUGAAAUCAACGCAAUACAGCACUUCUCUAUACAGUAUGUGUUCAGCAUCUGCAAGGUUCUCCGUUGUGUGUCCCAUUUGUCAGUGUCUCAUAGAGUUCAGGAAAGGGUCGCAUAAGUCACUCAUUACUGUACAGUAUAUAGACACGUUUUAUUUUUUGUGUGUUAUUUCGUAAUGGUGUCGUGUUUGUAUGGUAGUGCAAUUGGGUGAAGCGAUGCUGCAGGCAUUUUAAAAAUGUGACAGUACGUUACGUGUUAUCCCGAAUGUUGGCUCUUCUGUGUUUUGUUUUCUUUUUCUGUCGCACUGGAAAUGAUGCCUUCUCCUUGUAGCGGGUACUCAGUACGACGAACGCCAUACCCACACCUACACUGCUCGGGAGAGCACAAUUGCAUAGAGCACUACAGUACACUUCUCGUUGGGCAUUCAAGCGCCUCUGCGUUGGUAAGGUGUCUUCGUAGCGAACAGAUUAAAAAUUUAUCCUACGAAUGUACAGCCCUCUCGACAGCUUCUUGAAUCGAAGAAUUUGGCAUGAACUUAACAGACGCACUACAGAAGUUUCCGCGAACAGAAGGUAUGUGGAUGAAUGAUUCGCGAACUCGAAUGUUUGAUGCGCGUGCAUAUUUUCUGUACCUCGUAUGGACGGCACAUGUUUCUGUGUGACCGUCGGUUAGAUGGAUUAGCGUACUUGACUUGUGGUUGUACAUUUUGACUAUAUUUAUUUAUGCAUUGCGUGUCUGCCCCUGUGAGUGACUGAUUUAAGAUAUUGAAGACAGCAUGAAAGUUAUAUGAGGGUAAGGGUUAAUGUACACGCUCUGUUGUAUUGUUUCAGAUGUGUGUUUGUCAUUGCACUCAAACAUCCAUGGGAAGUAUGAGUAUUGCCCACGAUUAAUGGGGAAAAUAAACAGAUUGAAAAUCA
This is a messenger RNA of Ornithodoros turicata, 2980 nucleotides long. Its product is annotated as beta-2 adrenergic receptor-like. The transcript has a single exon. Gene Ontology annotation, biological process: adenylate cyclase-activating adrenergic receptor signaling pathway. Gene Ontology annotation, molecular function: neuropeptide Y receptor activity. The coding region runs from base 194 to 1486 and encodes 430 amino acids. Gene Ontology annotation, cellular component: plasma membrane. The record is from RefSeq and is a predicted model, not a curated record. NCBI's taxonomy places the organism in Eukaryota, Metazoa, Arthropoda, Arachnida, Ixodida, Argasidae.